Molecule: messenger RNA, 1796 nt
Organism: Mercurialis annua (annual mercury)
Lineage: Eukaryota; Viridiplantae; Streptophyta; Magnoliopsida; Malpighiales; Euphorbiaceae
Product: zinc finger CCCH domain-containing protein 62-like
Exons: 9
Coding region: 175-1638 (487 amino acids)
Molecular function (GO): metal ion binding
Source: RefSeq, a predicted model, not a curated record
AUACAUUAUUACCGUUUAAAGUUUAAAUUUUCAAAUUCCUACUCUUGAAAACUUCUCAACAUUUUCUUUCCAUAAACUAAACAAAAGUAAGAAACCAUAAUCAGCUCCUGUAAAUCCCUAAUUUUAUCUCAAUUUCAUCAAGGAGCCCAGAUCAAAUUAAGAAACGAUUCACCAAUGGCAAUCUCAGAACAUGAAUCAGAAGAUAAUUACAGCAAAACUGAAGGAUCCAGUGAUUCAGAUUAUGAAUCAGAUAGAGAUCCAAGUUACAGCAUUAUUGAGGACACUCAAAUCCAACUCUCAAAUCUUUCUAUCCACAAGAAAUCAAAAUCAAGAAUUGGUAAGGCUUUGGAUAUAGAGAGAGACACAGAAGAGAAUGAAUUGAAGGUCUUAAUGGAAUCUGGUAAUUUAGAGAAGCUAAAAGUGGAGCAGUGUAAGGUUUAUUUGAGAAAGAAUGGACUGAGAUUGACUGGCAAUAAGGCUACACUUAUUCAGCGCCUUAAGGAGCAUCAAGAGAUUUUGAAUGGUGAAGCAGAGAAGAAGUACCCGGUUUCUUGCUUUGUUAUGAAUUGUAAAGGUGAUGCUUGUCUGGGAGAUGUUGUCAUGUUUGAACAGAAUGUUUAUGAAAUGUUCAAUAUAGCAUCACGAAGUGCUAGUGGUCCGUCACUUGGGAAAAGGAUAGUCGUUGGUCGAAUUGUGAAUGAUAGCUAUGGUGCUGCCAAACAACAGCAUACAUUUACAAUAGAGGUUUUGUGGAGCAAAGGAGAGAGACCACUGCGUCCACUUCAGCCUCUGCUGAUUAAGGGUCGGAACCUUUACCGAUUGAAGACUAUGAGACAGAGAUGGGAAGAUGAAGACAAGAGGCGUAACGUUUUGAUAGAAAAGCAUUCGAGGGGUUCUCUAGCUAGGGAUGCUAGAGAAAUCCGAGUGCAAAGGAAGGAAAGCAGGAAAAUACUCGGGGAAAAUAGGGUCCUGAAGGAGAAAAUACACAGGAAUCAGAUAAAUUCAAACUUAGCAACAAAACAAGGAAUUCAAGCUCAACAAUCAGGUUCAUCUGUUGCAAAAGUAGCUCCUGAACCUCAACAAUCAAGUUUAUUUGGCAAUUUCGACAAGACAACAGUUCGAAAGUUGAGCUCAAAUAUAGAUCCCACAAUGGGAUACAGAGCUCACAUGUCGACAUCUCCACGUCCACUUUCAGGAGCCUUCGCUAACAGAGUAAACAUAGACAGACCAGUGCUGGUUCCACUAGAAACCCAGAAGCCGACCAUUCUUCAUGAACAACCAAUGAGGCAGACAGAGAACGCUCAUCGCCGUCAAUUUACUCACUACAUGGAUGAUCCCAGCCACUUUCCGGACCUUCACAGAAAUGGUAAUUUUGGCUCAAGGCCGUCAAGCUUCAAUAUGAAUCAUCGUUAUCCUCCUGUGAAUGACUACUCCAGAACAGAAAAUUACAGUCAUGUACAUCCAUCGACAAGGCCAAACCGUUAUCAUCAACAACAGCAGGCAUGCAAAUAUUUUGCCCAAGGAAGAUGUAAUUUUGGGGAUAACUGCAAAUUUUUGCAUGACUCCAAAGAGAACUAUGGCCAAAGGAGGGGAGACAGGCCUUGCUAUUAUAACAGGUUAGAAAGACAGCAAUUCUGAAAUUCUCAAUAUUUUUGUUGAUUACACAAAAUAAACAUUGAUCAUGAGUUUUGAGUAAUACUUAGAACUAGAGUUUUUGUGUAAUUUAGUUGGUGAAUAGAACAGAAGAGGGUUUUUGGAACUGAUUUUGAAUUGGAAAAAUUUUUCAUUUAGCACUA